This is a messenger RNA of Pleuronectes platessa (European plaice), 6871 nucleotides long. It is a transcript of the gene bicra, whose product is annotated as BRD4 interacting chromatin remodeling complex associated protein. The transcript has 14 exons. Bases 112 to 5661 code for a protein of 1849 amino acids. Lineage: Eukaryota; Metazoa; Chordata; Actinopteri; Pleuronectiformes; Pleuronectidae. The record is from RefSeq and is a predicted model, not a curated record. Gene Ontology annotation, cellular component: SWI/SNF complex. Gene Ontology annotation, biological process: positive regulation of DNA-templated transcription.
GGCAAAGCGGAAGUCUGCUGUUUCCUGCCUGUAGUUGGGUCCUGCACAGCAGCCCGUGCGAGGUUGUCCUGGAGACCCCGCGCUGCCUGCUCCUCUAUCGUCUCGGUUGUCAUGGAUGAUGAAGACGGCAGGUGCCUUCUAGAUGUAAUUUGUGACCCAGAAGCUCUCAAUGACUUUCUUCAUGGAUCUGAGACCCAUGGCCAUGUUCCAGAGGUCCAGCCUGCUGUCCAGCUGUCGGCCAGUGAGCCGGCAGGCCUCCCCAGAGUCAGUGUUGACCUGGACUUCCUGGAGGAUGAAGACAUCUUGGGAGGGUCCCCAGGUGGCGAGGGUGGGAGCAACGGCAUUGGGUCGAACCACGAGCCAUGUGACAUCCUGCAGCAGAGCUUGGCUGAAGCCAACAUCACAGAGCAAAGCCUACAGGAGGCAGAGGCUGAGCUGGACCUGGGCUCCUUUGGAAUUCCAGGCCUUACACAGGUGGUUCAGACGCUGCCUGAUGCCAGCCUCUCUGGGGCUGGAGGCACUGCUGUAGGCAUAGGUGUUGGCGUUGGGGGAGCAGCGACAAUUUUCCCUGGGUCAGCCCCGAGCGCCACCGCUACUCCCCCCAAUGCCACGGCCGACAUGCUGGGGUCAGUGCUUGCUCAGCAGGGCCUUCAGCUUCAAUCCCAGGUCAUGAACAAGGCCAUUAGUGUUCAGCCCUUUAUGCAGCCUAUGGGCCUGGGAAAUGUGACACUUCAACCCAUUUCAAGUCUCCAAGGUCUUCCCAAUGGGAGUCAGUCUGGACAUUUGGGUAUCGGACAGAUUCAGGUUGUGGGUCAGCCCACAGUCAUGACUAUCAAUCAGUCUGGGCAACAAAUCUUGGCUAAAGCCAUGGGAGGUUACCAGUUGCACCAGUCUGGGCCAGAGAUGUCAGGUGCUGGUUCUCAGGCGGGGCUUGGAGGCUCCGGAGGUGGACUUCUGAUCCAAGGUAAUAAAGCCACUUUGGGAUCUCCAGCUUUAAAUGGACCAGCUGUUUGUGUCAGCAGCACGAACAGCAUCAGUGGCAGUACAAUGACGGCUUCUGCUGGGCUUGUGGGCUUUGGCAGCAACACUCUAAGUUCAGGAAUUGGACCUCAGACGCAUAAUCAAGGCCAAAUCAUGCAGAACGUGAUCAUCCAACGCACACCAACACCCAUUCAACCUAAACCCCCCCAUGGGGGAGCCAUCCAACCGAAACUGUUCAAACAGCAGUCACAGCCAACAGCCCAAACCCUGCAAAACGAUGCCCACAAGGCUUUAGGGCAUUCUCAGAAUGUAGCCUUCCUGACAGGAAAGCCAGGCUCGAACGUUGUCCUAAGUACUCAAGCCACAACACAGGGCACCCAGUUUCAACAAGCCCUUUUCAAGCAACAAGCAGCACAACAAUCUGGCAAGCCCCUCAGCGUACACUUGUUAAACCAAUCAGGCAGCAUCGUUCUUCCCCAUCAGACAGUCCUGCAAGGUCAGAACCACCAGUUUCUCCUGCCACAGCUACAGGCAGGUGGGCAGAUCCUGACUCAGCACCCUGGGGGGCACAUCAUAACUAGCCAGGGUCCUGGUGGGCAGCUCAUUGCAAACCAGAUAUUAACAAACCAGAAUAUCAACCUGGGUCAGAUGUUGGCUUCACAGGGCCACCCUGGUGCCCAUAUCCUCUCUGGACCCAUUCAGCUCCAGUCUGGCCAGAUGGGCACAUCCACCCUCUUUCAGAUGCCUGUCUCAUUGGCUCAGACUCAAAACCAGACACAGACCCACACAGUCUCGGGUCAUGCCCAAACAGUCAUACAGGGCAUGCCCAUCCAGAAUUCCCUGACCAUGCUAAGUCAAGUGGAGGGUCUGAGCCCGGCAGUCACCCUUCAGCCUGCCCUGCAACCUCAGCCGGGCGGAGUCCCCAACAGCAGUGGCACAGGAGCAGCAACCAUGGGUCAAGGCCAAUCUGGAGAGUGUGUUACUGUUCUGGGCAGCUCCGCGGACCAGGCUGCUCAUCCCAAUCAGCAGCAUUUGCAGCAGUCCUCCAUUCUCACCAUGCAACCUUCUGUGUCCGUGGCUAUCACAGUACCCUCCUCUUCUCCGUCCAUGUCUGUGUCCACCUCUUCCCCUGUCACAGCAAUGGGGCUGGUCCCCCAUCAGUCUCAGCACAGUCCAGGAAGGUUACUGCUCACCAACCAGGGCCAAAGCAUGAUCUUGAGCCAGGAGUCUCUGCAGAUGUUCCUGCAACAGGAGCAGCACCACCAAACAGAGAAUGAGUCAACCCCCCCUGUGGGCGUACCAGCGUCCGUAAUCGUCAGCAGCAACAGCAUCACUGCUCUGGCCCCCGCUGUCAAUGACAGCCAGUUAGCUGACUCUUGGGUGGGUCAGAGCCACAGUCCUUCCCCUGGCCCCUCCCACAUGACAGCAGUGGUAAAGCAGGUACCCUCUAGUGGACAUCAGCAGCCCCUGAAGAUCCAGAGCAUGUCCCCGUCAACAGCCAUGACAGCGCCCCCAGUGGCACUCAGCCCUCAGCCCUCCCAGUCUCCCCUCACUCUGAGCCAGCAGAUCCAGUCACCGCUCCAUCAGCAGCAGUCACGUCCUCCCUCUCAGCCUCAGCCACAGUCUCAAACUCCCUCCCGCUCCUGCACGCCCUCCUCUCAGAUCUUUAUUCUCCACAACCAGAUUACAGAAUCUCCCCAAACUGUUUCGCAAGUCCAGCAGCAGCAGCCACAGCUUCAGCAGACACACAUUCAAGUUCAGCUUCAGCCGCGGCCAGCCUCUCAGCCGGCCCCCUAUCAACAAGAUAUGCCUCCUAGGUCACAGUCACCUAAGCCUCCUCCGGCACCAACUGCACAGCACCAGUUCACUGCAGCUCCUGUCAGCACUUCUGCCACUGCGGUCCUGAAAGCCCAGGUUCCCAUCCCGGGUCUGACAGCAGAGCAGCAGCACCACCUGCAACUAGUGGGAGCGCAGAUUCAGACCCUGUCGGGCAUCGCCCAGCCGUCACCUCAGCAGAAACAGUUGCUGGAUAAGCUGCAUCAGCAUGUUCGGAUGUGUUUCCAGGUCCAGCAGAACAUCCUGCUGCAGGCCGCGCAGCCAGCUCAGCCUCAGCCCCAGCCCCAAGUCACCAGUCAGUUCAGUUCCCAGCAAGAUGUGCCUGUCGAUAAAGUUGUGAUUACAUCAACAACCAGCACUGGUACACCUGCUCAACUUCCCUCUGUGCUGCAGCCGACACCAGUGCUCGUCAAAACUCCGGCUACAGCAGCAAGUGACUUACAGGUAUUCUCAGGAGCCCAAGGGCCAGCUGGAGCAAUGGUGAAUCAGACUGUCACUCCUGCAAGCCUUACCCAGCCUGCACAGGUUCAGCCAAAGCCAGGAGUGAUCAGCUCAGUUGGAGGGAUGAGUCUGGGGAAAGGUGGGAUGCAGAUACAGGUGAUAGGAGGUAGUCUGACUCAAAUGCCUGCUCUACAGCCCCUAGCUCCAGCACAACCUCAGACAACAACAAUGAAUAUGCCUUUCAGUGCAGAGCCCAGUAAAGAAGCCAGGAUGCUAGAACAGCUGAGGAAACAGCAGGGUUCAGUGCUUCACCCAAACUACAGUGCUCCUUUCCACUCUAUUGAGGACACACUGCACAGACUGCUGCCUUACCAUCUCUACCAGGGAACUGCCAACUCUUCUGAAGACUAUCAAAGAGUGGACGAUGAAUUUGAGAAAGUCUCCUCUCAGCUGCUGAAAAGGACCCAGGCCAUGCUGGAUAAAUAUCGCCUACUGCUCUUUGCAGAGUCAAAAGCGUUUAAACCUGAGCAGAGACUGGGCCCCUCGGCAGAGAUGGUGAUGAUCGACCGGAUGUUCAUUCAGGAGGAGAAGGUCGCGUUGAGUCAGGACAGGAUUCUGGCUAAGGAGAGACCAGAGGAGUUUGUAGCAAAUGCUCGCUUGUUGGGGAGUGGAGUUUCAUCGCAAGAGAAAUCCGCUGCUGCUGAGCGCACGUCAGUUACUGGAGGUGUAACGGCUGCUGCUGCCCCCCCUCCAGCACCUCCUGCCCUAGUCCCUUUUUCAAACAUCGUCCCAAACCCUGCCCCUGCACCCACCCCAGCUCCAACUCCAGCUCCUGCACCUGCUCCUCCUCCUGCUCCUAGCGCCGCUUCUGUCUCCCCUUUUCCUUCUACCAAACUAGUAAUAAAGCACGGUGGAGGUGGAGCCUCUGUGUCGUGGUCCAGCAGCUGUCCACCACAUCCGGCUGCACCGAGUAAGGCUGAACCCACCAGCCAGAGCUCCUCCUUCGGUCGUGGGUCGGCAGCAUCUUACUCGUCGUCGUCCUUCAACUCUCAAGCAGCAGCCGACGAUGACGACGCGGUCCCACAGAGAACCAGCAAACCGCCUAUCAAGACCUACGAGGCUCGCAGGAGGAUCGGCUUGAAACUGAAGAUCAAGCAGGAUCAAACCGGGUUCAGCAAGGUGGUCCAUAACACUGCCUUAGACCCGGUGCACACACCUCAGCAGAGCAGCCAGUCCAUAUCACAGCCUCAGCCUCAGUCGGCAGCUGCUGUUCCACAUCCAAAGUCCCACCCUGUAUCUACCCCCCCUGCUACAGUCAUCAGAACUCAGUCCCCCGUAUGCACUGCUUCUUCUGAAUCAUCAGUCCCCAUAGCAACCACUCAAUGUAACCCGACACUGAGAGGUAGUUUUCCUCCCAACGCAGCCCCAUCUUCCUCUACCUCUUCCUCUCAUACCUCGUCAACCUCCUCCUCCUCCACUCAAAUGAAUGGGACUUUAGAUCAUCACGACAGUGGUGGGGUCAAACACAAUCCGGCCUCCACCGCCAAUCCCUCGCCAACCACCUGCCGCCUCCCCCUUCGAAAAACCUAUCGGGAAAACAUUAGUCCCCGUGUCAGACCUGGUGUCCCCGGGGGAGGAGAUGAAAGUUUGUCCUACCCCCGACCCACGCCAUCGCCCCCCAGGCACGAGGCCUCAUCCCCCCCCUCAGAGCGGACAGUGAUAGCCAGUGUGAAGGUGGAGAAAAGAGGCCGGGAGCCCUCGCACACUCACAUAGAGUCGAGCCACGACAGGGGCCGUUUAGGGAGUGCAAUGCAGGGGCUUGAUGAAGUGGAUGAGGUGUUUAACCGUGGUAUGAAAACCACACAGCACCAUCAUCUUCCACAGCUCCUAGACAAGGAGGGGGCAAAGGAGAGAGUGGAGGAGCACGCAGACCAAGAGACAGAUGUAAGUAAAUACAAGAGGGCAGGCGGGAAAAAUAGACAUAGGGUCGGUGGGACGUUCAGAAUGGACCAGCAUGCCCCUGGGCCACCUUCCCCAGAGUCCUUCACACGAGACUCUAUACUUCCUGCCAAACGCUGCAAAUCGGACUCCCCUGACAUGGAUAACGCCAGCUUCUCCAGUGGCAGCCCCCCGGACGACUCUCUGAACGAGCAUCUGCAGUGCGCCAUCGACAGCAUCCUGAACCUGCAGCAGGAGCCCUCGGCCCGUGGGCGCCACAUUAAAAGCAACAGCAGGCACCACCAACACCACAGCCAGCGCCCAGGGAGCUCGGCAGCUUCGUCCCACAGACCCUCAGUCCAGCCCCCCUCCUCUGCUUCCUCGUCCCCCUCCUUGGCCCAGCACCCUCAGGUCGGUGGCCGUGGCCACAAUGGCAGCCUGGUGCCCCAGACUCAAAGUAGAUAACAGCCCCUCAGCCCCAGGCCGGACUGACAAGUGGGAGCUAAGAGACAGAUUUGGAGGCAGGUGAAGGGGGUCACUGUGAAAACAGUAUCACUGUACUACUCUGCCAAGCUGUGUUGGUUUUGUUUGUCCAUUUGAAUUGUCCAGACAUUUCUCUGUCACUUACAGCCUGAGGCAGACCCAUCAUGAGUGCGGUCUAAGGUAAAACGGCCUCUGUGAGCUGCAGACUUGACGAUGCCUGUCGCUUUGUAUGUGUCCUGUCGAGAAACCAGAUGAAAUGUCCCCGAGGUUAAUGUUCUCUGUUCAUACAUUCCUUUCACGUGGCCUGAGCACCGGUCCACAACGGUUCAUCUCCUGAUUCAAACAGUUUCCCAAUGAGCAUCAGGCAACUUGGUUCAACAGUUCAAAGAUCAACAACGGUCUUUUUUAAAUUGGUUUCCUGCAGAUGAGAUGUGAAACAAUAUAACCAGGUUCAUGCUGUGAUAGGUCAAAAUACUCAGUGUCUUCCUUAACCAGCCAAAUUGAAUGCUCUUAUCAUGAAGGUAAUUUGGCUUCACUGAUGCUUAAAUGACACUUUUCUCUUUCUUUAAGCAUCAUCCUACAUUAUACAUGUAUUUCAUAUAAACAUCAGGUGAAUUUCACAAUAAAUCUUGUUACGGAAAUCAUUGGGGAAAUUGUGACGCUGUGUUUCCUGUUGACUGCUCGUGGGAACUGUGUCAAGAUGUUAAUGAACUCGUGAGGAAAUUCAGUUUAGUCUCUGCAUUUUAAUGUCGGACAGUUUUCCAGAUUCUUGUUUUUAGAUGACGCCUUCACUCACACUUGCCCCCCCCCCCCUCCCUGUUACUCACAGGUUUAGGACUUCAUGCAUUUUAGUCAGCAGGGGGCAGGCCGGUUUUUAACUGUCGAUUUUCUGUGUUCUCAAGUCUGUUUGUUUCAUAUUUCUGCAACUGUGUCCCUGCCUCCUGUGUGUGUGCGCGUGUGCGUGUGUGUUUGUUUUUUUUAAGCCUGUUGGACAAUUCAAACAUAAACACAGCACAAGCAUUGAAAUGGAAAAAAGGAACAAUAAUAUUGUACAAAAAAGGCCGUGAGAGAAUUUGAAGUAUAGUAUUACAGAUUAAUUUUGUAUUGUAUUUAUUGUGUAUAUUGACACUUUUUAAAAAGAAAUGUACAUUUAGUAAAACUGUAAAUUAAACCUUGCUUCUUUUAUGAAUCA